Messenger RNA from Vicugna pacos (alpaca), 3035 nucleotides. RefSeq names its product cytochrome P450 2J2-like. Gene Ontology annotation, cellular component: intracellular membrane-bounded organelle; cytoplasm. The record is from RefSeq and is a predicted model, not a curated record. Gene Ontology annotation, biological process: xenobiotic metabolic process. Gene Ontology annotation, molecular function: oxidoreductase activity, acting on paired donors, with incorporation or reduction of molecular oxygen, reduced flavin or flavoprotein as one donor, and incorporation of one atom of oxygen; iron ion binding; heme binding. Lineage: Eukaryota; Metazoa; Chordata; Mammalia; Artiodactyla; Camelidae.
UCUCCGCACUCUCCUGCUGGGUGCCGUCGUAUUUCUCUUCUUCGCUGAUUUCCUCAAAAGGCGGCGCGCAAAGAACUACCCUCCUGGGCCCCCGCGCCUGCCCUUCGUGGGACACCUCUUUCAUCUGGACUUACAGAAGGGGCACCUGUCGGUUCAGCGGUUUGUGAAGAAAUACGGGGAACUUUUUCGCCUGGACUUCGGUGACUUGGUUUCAGUUGUUAUAACUGGAUUGCCCUUAAUCAAAGAAGCCCUUGUCCACCAGGGCCAAAACUUUGUGAACCGCCCCAUAACCCCUCUUCGAGAACAUGGCUUUAAGGAAAAUGGAUUGAUCAUGUCCAAUGGCCAAGUAUGGAAGGAACAAAGGAGGUUCGCCCUGAUGGCACUGAGGAACUUUGGUUUAGGAAAGAAGAGCUUAGAGGAACGCAUUCAGGAAGAGGCCCGCUACCUCACCCAGGCAAUAGGAGAGGAGGACGGACAGCCUUUCAAUCCUCACUUCAAAAUCAACAAUGCAGUUUCCAAUAUUAUUUGCUCCAUCACAUUUGGGGAGCGCUUUGACUACAAGGAUGAUCAGUUCCAGGAGCUGCUGAGGCUGUUGGAUGAGGCCACGUAUCUGGAGACGUCAAUGUGGUGCCAGCUUUACAAUGUUUUUUGGCUGAUAAUGAAUUUCCUCCCUGGACCCCACCAAAGGCUCUUUCGUAACUGGGAGAAACUGAAAAUGUUCAUUGUCAGAGUGAUUGAAAACCACAAGAGAGACUGGAAUCCUGCCGAAGCAAGAGACUUCAUUGAUGCUUACCUCCAGGAAAUAGAGAAGCAUAAGGGCAAUGCUACCUCAAGUUUCAAUGAAGAAAACCUUAUCUCCAGCACCCUGGACCUCUUCUUCGCUGGAACGGAGACAACUUCGACGACACUGCGCUGGGGUCUGCUCUACAUGGCCUUCUAUCCAGAAAUCCAAGAAAAAGUGCAGGCUGAGAUCGACAGGGUGCUUGGCCAAUGGCAGCAGCCAAGCACAGCAGCUCGGGAGUCCAUGCCCUACACCAACGCUGUCAUCCACGAGGUGCAGAGAAUGGGCAACAUCAUCCCCCUGAACGUGCCCAGGGAGGUGAUAGUGGACACCACGCUGGCUGGAUACCACCUGCCCAAGGGAACUACAGUCCUGACCAACCUGACCGCACUGCACAGGGACCCCACAGCGUGGGCCACCCCAGACACGUUCAAUCCGGAGCACUUUCUGGAGAAUGGACAGUUUAAGAAAAGGGACGACUUUCUGCCUUUCUCAGUAGGAAAGCGGGUGUGUCUUGGAGAGCAGUUGGCCAGGUCUGAGUUGUUCAUUUUCUUUACUUCCCUUGUGCAAAAAUUCACCUUCAGGCCUCCAGACAAUGAGAAGCUGAGCCUCAAGUUCAGAAUGGGCCUGACCAUCUCCCCAGUCCCCUACCGCAUCUGUGCUGUUCCCCGGAAGUGAGGUUGUCCGGGAGGCGGGGGGAGGGAAAGCCGGAAGAAUCCCCAAGUCCCCCCAAGGCCCUGGCGCCUGCUGAGAAGUGAGGGAGCAGAAUGACCUGCCUCUGAGAAUGGUCCUAGGACUUGGACUCUGAGGAAACUGGAUCAGUCCUCACCCCAGCUUUUCUAUGAUUCUAAAAGGACAGGCAUUUAAAUUCUCCCUGUGAAAUAAAUGGAAAAUCCCUGGACACACAUCCUAAUCUAUGGGAUACACUGGGACCCAGAGCCAAAGGCAGAGUGACCACUUUUAGCCAGAAACCUUGAGGACCCAUGAUGGGUAGUAACUGAAUUUUCUGGCCAUGUAAAAUGAUUCAUUUUCCCCUCUAAUCUCACUGGGGAGACUCUAAAAUACGAACUGUCUUCCUGUCCAAGUACGACACAGAUUUUGUUCUCUGCACUUUGUAGCUCUCUCAUUCCUCGUCUAUUUUGGAAGCUCCAGGGCCCCCUUCCCUCUUGCUUUUUAUCAGUGACACGUGAUGUGCAAGCACAUGACAUUUCAUAUGUAUUCAUGGAUAAGGCACAAAUUUUGUCAAAAAACCACCCAGGAUGUGAAUUUUUUAUAACCCCUGUCCUGCAGAGAGACACAGGCACACACUGCAGUGUAAGUUUAAAAUCAGACUGGAGGUUGGGGGACUUACAAGCAGAGGAGCAGGACACUCAGGAGUCCCUCAGUGUGUAUGGAUGUUUCCAGGUCGGGCAGGGCUGGAAUACGUGCACCGGGGAGAGGGGCCACCUCUCAGUGCCUUGUGGGUUUAUAGACAGGAGUUGGGGGCUGACUAGGUGACUAAGUGACAAUGACAGCUUCCUGGGUGAGUUUCCAUGUUAGACCAGGGCUUUGUUAGGACAAAGAACUCCAGAGGUCUGCCUGAGUGUCUGGCUGUCUUCCCUGGAGAUCAUUCAUGCCUACUUGUUGCUAAGCUACCAAGAGGGAAGGCGGGGUACUGGGAAUGAGUGUCCAGAGACAUUGGGGUUCUCUCUCCUCUACUGCUUUCUGUGACUUUGAGCAACAUAUUUAAACCACAAGCCUUGGUUUUCUUCCUCUCAAACAUGGAACGGGGCCACCUAUUACAUUUCCCCAUGCUUGUUCCCAUGGAACAGAGUGAUACCCUGGGAUGGGUAUUUUGUACCAUCCUGGUCACACUGUGUUUUGGUACAUUCACCAUGAGCUACGUGUGCUACUGUGAAAACCUGAGAAUGUUUCACUUUUGUUUUGAAACAGAUAAGAAAUCACACAGGAAUAAAGGUUCAAAUGCAAAGUGUCACUUUCAGGUUUGGGGACUAAAUCGUUGAUGAUGCCUGCUACAAUAGUCAGAGUCCAAAGAGAGGUUUCCCUUUGCCAAAUGCGUCAGGGUCCAGAGAUAGCACUGGGCUCUGAUGCACAUUAAACAACAUUAAAAGACUCAGGGUAUGUGAUCCUUUCCUCACUGGGUUCACAGAACAAUAUACUCUCCUCCCUACUGACCUCAGGAUCCUUAUAAAUCCUGUAGUGGGGCUGCCCCUUUGUCAACCCCCAGGACACCAUCACAGGUGGUCCAGGUGAG